Mesorhabditis belari is the source of this 882-nucleotide messenger RNA. NCBI's taxonomy places the organism in Eukaryota, Metazoa, Nematoda, Chromadorea, Rhabditida, Rhabditidae. The record is from the annotation of a GenBank genome assembly.
AUGAAAUGCUUGUACAUCAUCUCGAAAUCAUUUUUUGUUCAUCGAGUGAUGCCCGAAAUGGAUAUUUUACAUUUGAGAGACACAUGGACAGUGGUGACUGGUGGAACGGAUGGAAUUGGAAAAGCGUAUACAUUGGAAAUGGCUCGAUCUCGAGGAAUUCGACGCUUUGUCUUAAUUGGAAGAAAUGCUCAGAAAUUGACGAUCAUUGAGACAGAAUUGAAAAAAGACUUCAAAUGCGAAGUGAAAACGAUAAUUUUCGAUUUUGAUGGAGGCGAUUGGGCUGAACUGACAAACGAGUUGAAAGAUCUCGAUAUCGGAAUCUUGUUAAAUUUUGCCGGUUUGGCCCCGGGAAUGGUGGGGAAUUUGGUGGAACAAGAAGAGGGAUUGGCGUCCAGGAUAAUGCAAGUGAACACGAUCAGCUGUGUCAGAAUGAACGAAUUGGUGUUGCCAAAAAUGAUUGAAAAAGAUCGAGGGAUCAUCGUGAAUAUGUCAUCGAUGACGGGCUGGCGUCCUCUUCCCUACACGAGUUCCUAUCCGGCAUCAAAAGCUGCAAUCUCUUUCUUCACCGAUGCACUCACCGAUGAAUUCCGAGACACAAAUGUCAAAAUUCAGUGUCUGGUUCCAAUGUUGGUGGCUACAAGCUUAGCGAGUUAUGAUAAAUCCGAAGCCAACGAUAUUUUCGUCGUUUCAACCGAGACUUUUGCGAAACAAGCUGUUCACGCAAUCGGCAAUUUCGAGUUGAUUUGUGGUUGUUGGCAGCACGAUUUGCAGAUAGCCUUGUGUUCUCUCAUCAGUCCAUGGCUAUUUAAACAAUUUUUUGUCCCAUUCGGAAUGUUGGGAGUUCAUCGGAAACGAGUCGAAAAUUUCCAGAAAAGACAUAUA